AUGGCUGUGGACGGACAACGCUUCAUGACCAAGACACAACACUAUCGUAAGGUCACCAAACCACUGCUGGAGCGGAAGCGACGCGCGCGCAUGAAUCUCUACUUGGACGAACUGAAGGAUCUCAUUGUGGACACAAUGGAAGCGCAAGGCGAACACAUCGCCAAACUGGAGAAGGCCGACAUUCUCGAGUUGACCGUCAACUAUUUGCGUACACAUAAACACGAAAUCGCCGCAAGCGUUGCACAGCAUCAUGCCGCCAGCGGUCCAGCUGAACGUGGCAUAAAUGUGGAGAAAUUCCGCGCUGGCUAUACGCAAGCCGCCUACGAAGUGUCGCGCGUGUUCGCCACAGUACCGGGUCUGAAUGCGAAAUUCGGCACAAAACUCAUGAAACAUUUGGGUUAUCAGCUGAAGGAUUUGCAACAGCCAGCGCCAGUAGCCAACGCGGCCGCUAGUGAGGAGGCGCUCAAUUUGGAGGUGGUCAAACGCGCGGCAUCGGCAUCACCCACCGCUUCUUCGCAUGCUGAUGAACAUAUGAGGCGCGCUUACCAACAACAACAACACCAACUACAAAUGUGCGAUAAUUUGCAGCGCUUGAGGGACUUGCAUGCAGACGAGCAACACGGGGAAUGUUUGUGGCGCCCUUGGUAGUACUGCCUGCAACAAUGCGCAACCUGCAACAUGCGUUGCUGCCGCAAAUUUUCAAAGAGCUUUCGUUUUUUCACACUCACCAGCCAGUGGCUUUAAUAGUUUUAAGUGUUUGUAGUGAGUUAAGUAAUAUGAAAUAAUGUUUGAAUAUUAUAUAUAUACAUAUAUAUAUAUAUAUGAAUGUGUGUAUGUGCGCACAUAUGUGUUGCAUUAGUUUAAUCAAUAUCAGCUUUAUUGUUUUAAGUACAAAUUGUCAGCCUUUUAUAGUUGUAUUAAUGUGAUUUGCCUGUGAUAGCCGCCAACUCCACUCAGUUAGCGAUUGGUCUGUUCGUAAACCGAUCUCCAGA
Bactrocera neohumeralis is the source of this 992-nucleotide messenger RNA. RefSeq names its product enhancer of split mdelta protein (gene E(spl)mdelta-HLH). NCBI's taxonomy places the organism in Eukaryota, Metazoa, Arthropoda, Insecta, Diptera, Tephritidae. Gene Ontology annotation, molecular function: protein dimerization activity; RNA polymerase II cis-regulatory region sequence-specific DNA binding; DNA-binding transcription factor activity, RNA polymerase II-specific. The record is from RefSeq and is a predicted model, not a curated record. Gene Ontology annotation, biological process: regulation of transcription by RNA polymerase II; anterior/posterior pattern specification; regulation of neurogenesis. The coding region runs from base 1 to 648 and encodes 215 amino acids. Gene Ontology annotation, cellular component: nucleus. The transcript has a single exon.